UGGAUGCCUCUGGUUCCCGGCCGAGGGUGCGGCUGAUGGAUCCAUCGGUGUCGACGACGGUGCAAAGUUCCAACCUAACCAGCCCCCCACGAAGUGUGCAGGGGGGGGCAGGAGGGGUGCACUCCUGCCACCAGAGGGCCCUGGCCAGGCUAAGAGAGGCCAGGAUGCAGCUAGCUUGCUUGCUGUCUGCUCGGCUGAGCUUCCUGGGUUAUUCACUGUGCUCCGGCAGUGUUGCUUGCUUUGCAGCUGCCUGCUUUCUGACAUGCGGCUCCCCCGCCGGGCUGGGCCGGAGGCAGGCCUGCACUGACCCCCAGCAGGCUGGGCCCUGUGGCCUGCAGCCCGUCCAGCUCCCAAGCCGGACGCGACCUCCCCGAUGGAACGCAGGGCGGAGCCGGAGGGGCCGGAUCUCCGGGGCUCGGAGGAGAGGCGGACCCAGAAACCCAGCUGCACAGGUGGGGAGCCAGGUGGUCCUCUGGAAGGUUCUGAGAUAGUGGAUCCAAAUGUGACUUCCUUAGAAAGAGUCCAAGGGAAUGUUUCCCAGAAUCCCGAGCAGGGAAAAACUUCUCAGAGUCAGCUUAUGCCUGAGAGGGCACCAGGAAGCCAUGAAGUGGAGAGAAAAGAAAAAUCCACCGACCCCCCGGGAGGGUUCCGUCUUCUCAACGAAACCGCGAUCCAGCUGCGCGUUCCCCUGGAGGAGAGGUCCUACGCGUGUGCCGAGUGUGGGAAGGUCUUUAGCUGGAGAUCCCACCUCACCGCCCACGAGAGGACCCACACGGGCGAGAAGCCCUACCCCUGCCUGGAUUGUGGGAAAAGCUUCAGCCAGAGGUCCCACCUCACCACCCACGAGCGAAUCCACACCGGGGAGAAGCCCUACCCGUGCCCCGACUGCGGGGAAAACUUCCGUCGCAACUCACAGCUGAUCAGUCACCUGAAAUCCCACACAGGGCAGAUGCCAAAGAAACGUCCCGGCCCUGGGAAAAGUCUCCGGCGGGUUUCCCGCCUUACCAGCCGCGAGACCCCUUACCCAUGCCCGGACUGCGAGAAACGCUUCCGCCAGCAGUCCCACCUCGCGAGGCACCAGCGGUUCCACAGGGGAGAGAAACCCUACAAGUGUUUGGACUGUGGGAAAAGUUUCUGCCAGAGCUCCGACCUCAUCACGCACCAGAGAACCCACACCGAGGAGAAGUCCUACACGUGCACGGAGUGCGGGAAAAGCCUCCCUAGGAUUUCCCACCUGAUUGCCCAUCACCGAUCGCACGGGGGAGGGACGUCUUACCAGUGCCCCGACUGCGAGAAAAGUUUCAGCCAGCUGUCCCACCUCGCUAGGCACCAGCGGUUCCACAGGGGAGAGAAACCUUACAAGUGUCUGGACUGCGGGAAAAGUUUCUGCCAGAGCUCUGACCUCAUCACGCACCAGAGGACCCACACGGGGGAGAAACCGUACAAAUGCCCCGAGUGCGGGAAAGGGUUCAGUCGGAGCUCCAACCUCAUUGCCCACCGGAGAACCCACAUGGGAGAGAAACUCUACCGGUGCUCCCACUGCGGGAAGUGCAUGACCCGGAGUUCGAACCUCGUUCGGCAUCAGAGAACACACGCGGGAGGAAAACUCUGUCUACAGAAAGCCUGGCCACAGUGAAUAAAACCCGGCCUCUUCCCACGCAUGUUGGCGGGCCAGUUCCUCCAAGUUUCUAGCUCAUUCUUCACGGAAUUCGGGUUAGGAAAACCGACACGUCGGGGGCAGCCACGGAUUGUUUUGGGGGUUUGCAUGGUCCUGAAAUGGACAGUCACUAAACUAGGUGAUUGGGCAACACAAAGGCACAUGAAAUUUAAGGCUGGUAAAUGUAAUGUCGUGCACAUUGAUAAAAAUAAUCCCAGCUAGACAUACAAUACGAUGGGGACUAAUUUAGCUAUAACAACUCAAGAGAGAGAUCUUGGAGUCAUUGUGGAGAGAUCUCUGAAAACAUCCCCUCCAUGUGCAGCGGCAGUCAAAAAAGCAAACAGAAUAUUAGGAAUCACUCAAAAAGGGAUCGAGAAAAAGACAGAAUAUGUUUUUGCCUCUGUAAAAAUCGAUGAGACCCCUACAUCUGGAAUACUACAGACAGAUGUGGUCGACUCAUCUCCAAAAAGAUCUCUAGGCAUUGGAAAAGGUUCAGAAAAGGGCCAUAGAAAUGAUGAGGGAGUUGG
This is a messenger RNA of Pelodiscus sinensis (Chinese soft-shelled turtle), 2184 nucleotides long. Lineage: Eukaryota; Metazoa; Chordata; Testudines; Trionychidae. The record is from RefSeq and is a predicted model, not a curated record.